UCCAAACGUCAUAUUUCCCUCAGGACCAUACGGGCCAAACUAUUGCACAAGAGUUAAAGGAUGCUCUGAACUCCUGGGGCCUUUCAGAGGAGCGCCUUUCCUGUAUGACGACCGACAGUGGCUCCAAUGUAAUCAGGGCUAUGAAGGACAAUAAUUGGCCAAACCUCAAGUGCUUUGGACAUCGACUGCACAAUGCUGUCGUGAAUGGUGUGAAAGAUGAACGGAUUGACCGUGCCAUUGGAGUGUGUAAAAAGGCAGUUUCUGCUUUUUCAUACAGUUGGAAAAAAAGACGGGACAUGGCAGAGGUUCAGGCAGAGCUGGGUCUUCCUCCUCAUCAACUGGUAACCGAGUCACUGACAAGAUGGGGUUCGCGCCAAAAAAUGAUUGAUCGUCUUCUCGAACAAGAGAGAGCCAUCGUCCGUGUUCUGGGUGCUGAUAAAAAGACCCGCCAUCUUGUUCCUACAUGGCAAGAUCUGGAGGUUUUAGAUGCCACAAAUAAAGCGAUCAAACCCCUUCAGGACUUUACUGACGCGUUGUCCGGAGAAUCUUAUGUAAGCGUUUCAUACAUUAAACCUGUGCUGCAUCUGUUCAAAACAAGUCUCCUUCAGCGAGAAGAGAAAGAUGUAGAUCUCACCGCUACAAUAAAAAGAAACAUUAUGUGCUACCUUGAACAGAAAUACAGUGACCCUGAGAAUGACGAGCUCCUGGACAUGGCUUCUCUAAUGGAUCCACGGUUCCGUACCACCUACAUUACCCUGGACAAGUUGGACAUUGUUAAGAAAAGAGCGGUCACUGAGCUUUCUGCCCUCUGCUCAGAGGAAGAAGGUCCUACUGUACAAAUAUGUCAAGAAGAGAGCCCACCUAAGAAGAAAACUUUAGCUGCCUUCUUCAAGAAAGCAGCACCUGCUGCAUCACUGUCCCACCAGUCAACAAAGGAGAAAAUUGAAGCAGAGCUCACCUCCUACUUACUGGGUCCUGAGGUGGAUCCUGACACUAACCCACUUGAGUGGUGGAAGCAGCAUCAGCCCAACUUCACAAGACUCAGUCAUCUGGCAAAAAAAUACCUGGCCAUUCCAGCAACUAGCGCCCCAUCGGAGAGGGUCUUUAGUGUGGGUGGGGGUAUUGUCACCUGUAACCGAGCUUGCCUCAAGCCUGCUGUAGUUGAUAGGCUAAUUUUCCUCGCAAAGAAUGUUUAA
Messenger RNA from Rhinichthys klamathensis goyatoka, 1196 nucleotides. RefSeq names its product zinc finger BED domain-containing protein 4-like. Gene Ontology annotation, molecular function: protein dimerization activity. Lineage: Eukaryota; Metazoa; Chordata; Actinopteri; Cypriniformes; Leuciscidae. The transcript has 2 exons. The record is from RefSeq and is a predicted model, not a curated record. Bases 105 to 1196 code for a protein of 363 amino acids.